UUCCAUGAUCAAAAUAUCACGUCUCUUUUUUUCAACCUGGGAGAGAGAGAGAGAGAUUAUAAGAGAGAGUGAGAGAGACUUAUAAGUGGUAGUUGGGUUCUUCUCUUCCAUCAAGAAGGUUAGAUGACAGAAACCCAAAAUAGCAUCCUCUCUGCAUAACGCAGAUUUCCAAAGCCUCACACAAUCUCCUUCUAUCUCUCUGAGUGGCUCAAUGGAUCCUGUGACAAAAGGCUCCAUUAAUAGACGGAAAGUGAAGGGAGUUGAAGCCAUGAAAAACACAAAAAGGGAAGUCAACAGGGGAGCAUGGACAGCAGAAGAAGAUCAGAAACUGGCUGAGGUUAUUGAAAUACAUGGUGCAAAAAGGUGGAAGACAAUUGCAUCUAAAGCAGGCCUCAAUAGGUGUGGUAAAAGUUGCAGGCUAAGAUGGUUGAACUAUCUCAGACCAAACAUCAAGAGAGGCAACAUAUCUGAGCAAGAAGAGGACUUGAUCGUUAGGCUUCACAAACUUCUUGGAAAUAGGUGGUCUUUGAUUGCCGGGCGAUUGCCGGGUCGAACAGAUAAUGAAAUAAAAAACUACUGGAAUUCUCAUUUGAGCAAGAGAAUGAACCAGAAGGAGAAGCAAAAUGGAGCCAAUUUAACAAGACAAAUGAUCUCCACAGAUCAUCAGAAGGAUCGUGUACAAAUGAAAGAAGAUUCGUCAUCGGAAGAGGGUGCUACUAGUACUAGUACUAGUACUACAAGUGCUGCAUCUAAAGGAGGUGAUCAAAACUCCAACAUUAAUAUUGAUGUGGAUGAUUUCUUUGAUUUCUCCAAUGAGGGGCUUUUGAAUUUGGAGUGGGUGAGCAAGUUCCUUGGACAAGAUGAUGGCAGAUGGUUUAACUGACCAAUAGUGCAGUUUCAUGCUAAUUAAUCAUAGUUGUAUGUCAUAAUUUCACCGUCUGUGAGCUAAUGGAGUUCAUGACGGUGCGCUGAAACUAUUGUACAUCAAUAUAAACUUAGAUGAGUUUACUUCUGCCCUUUCUUCUGCA
Malus domestica (apple) is the source of this 1028-nucleotide messenger RNA. RefSeq names its product transcription factor WER-like. The record is from RefSeq and is a predicted model, not a curated record. Lineage: Eukaryota; Viridiplantae; Streptophyta; Magnoliopsida; Rosales; Rosaceae.